AGUCACAUUCUCUCAUUAAUACGAAGUACUCACUUUUUCCGCGCGCGUACCUUGACAUACCUGCACUAAAGUGAACAGAUAGUUUGAUUUUGUAAUCCGAUUCUUAAUUGCCGUGUUCUACUACGAUUUUUGAAUAAAGACGUUGGUGAGAUUUACAGGAUUGGAGAGAGUUUUCAUUCACGUUGACUUUAAGAUUAUAUGUCUCAUAUUAGUGCAUCUCACUCAAAAAUGAAGAAUAUGAAAUCCGCUCACUGACCAACUGAAAAUGGCGCUCCUAAAUUAUUCCUCCCCGUUUAUAGCAACCCCUAAUCCCCCAACGAGUUACUACCACCAAGCCCCUCCAUAUCAACCUUACCAACAACCCCACCAAGGGUACUCAUACCCGCAACCCCAAAAACCCUUCCUAGGUGAAGAGUUUCCUAACAAUCCAUUUCUCCAUGUGCCACAACAAGGCCAGCAAGGACAACUGCCAACUCAAAAUAAUGUUCCUCAAGGCCAACUACCUCCAAAUAGUCCUCCUCAAGGUCAGGUUCCGAGAGGUCAGAUUCCUUCGGCGCCAGGUCCGCCGAGAUACACGAAAGUAGCCGAUCUCACGAAGGCUAGUGUGCAUCCGGUCAUCGAUUAUGAUUACGAAGAAGAAGAGGAGCAUGUACACAUACCCGUGACGCCGAUACAGGGGCCGAUAUUUAUUAAAAACGGAAGAGUGCCUGUGGUGCCGCUUUACUCACAUCCGGUCCUGAGUAAUGGGACAUUUGUGCAGAUUCCUAUAUUAUGGACGGCGCUAUCAGUAGUUUUAGGUCUAGAGUUAAGAGCUGAAUAUCUUCGAGGAGUUCCUUGUAUUAAACGUAAUCAACAAUUGUACUGUCCUACAGCGGGAAAUUCAUAUCCAUUAGAUCGUAUAGAAUUAUUUAUUGACGAAAAUAAAGCCCUCAUGAAGCGAAUGUACGGCGAAUUCGAUAUGCCUGACUACGAAGGAAAAGCUCGUCCCGGUACAAAACGAAAACGUUCCACAAAACCGGGAGUUCCAGACCGACAUUUUGAUCCAGGACCUGAUCCGGUCCACGCAGAAGAAAACGUUUCCGGCAAGAAUCGUACCACAAGACAAAACUUCAGGAAUACUAACCAGAAUUCCGAAAGUGGGAGGAUCGACGCAUGUGAGAGCAAGAUAGAAAUUGUUACGCCUUAUUGGGCACUGAACUCAGCAGCAAAAGUGCGUGCCAUAGUAAAUACUCAGCACUUUGAACAAGCUAUACAUCAAGAAGUGUGCGCGAGAAGCAGCACCAAAAGAUGCACAAACGAUUGCGGUUGUGAGCAGAAAUACAAAUGGCACAGACUACUCGCUUACGAUCCCGACAACGACUGCAAGGGAAUUUUCAUGGAUUGGUUCCUAUUUCCUUCAUGCUGUGUCUGCAGAUGCAGCCCAUAAUUAAUCAAAUAUUCACACCUAUUAAAUUAGUUGCGUUAAUUUAAAUCAAUCUUUCAUUUGGCUGACUAUAUUUUUGGGUCGACGUUUUUAUUUUUUACUUUAAUACCAUUAUGUCAGUUUUUUAUUUUCGUUUUUCACAGUCCUGCCUAAAUUUAGUUAGUAAUGACGUCGAAAUGCUCACAUUUAGUUAAAUUUGAGUUAAAAAAUCUUCGGGAGUUGACAAGAUUUAAAAAACAAAACUUUGUUGUUGCGCAUGUUCGUCGGAAGGAAGGGUAAUAUCGCGCGGCUAAACAGAAACAUCCAAGAAAUUUAUAUUUUACACAAAUAUGUUUGGUUUAAGAUGUUAUAACUGGAUAAUUGGCUUUACCAAAGCCAUUGUUAC
Diabrotica balteata is the source of this 1808-nucleotide messenger RNA. The record is from the annotation of a GenBank genome assembly. NCBI's taxonomy places the organism in Eukaryota, Metazoa, Arthropoda, Insecta, Coleoptera, Chrysomelidae.